CUCCUUCUCUUUCCAAAUUCUUUCUCCAGAGUGAUGUCUUUCCUUUCUCCCUUUCCUUUCCUUUCUUUUCCUUUCCUCCUUCUCUUUCCGAAAGCCUUCCCCAAAGUGGUGUCCUCCCUCCCUCCCUUUCCUGUUCCCAUUCCUCCUCUUUUCCUUCUCCUCGGACUCCCUUUCCCGGCGCCUUCCCCAACAGAUGCCAGGAGGGGUGACUGCCUCCCUUCCCUCCUCUUUUCGCGUUUCCCUUCCUCCUCAGAGGCGUCUUGGGGAGGAAGAGGAGGCGGUGUCCCUCCCCACGGGGCCUCUCCUUCCUCACUCGCCCCUCUGCUCUCUCCUCCUCCGCGCAGGAGCUUCGCCGUCGAUGGAGCCGCUGUCCGGAGGAUCCUCCGCCGCCGUCUCCACUCAGCUGGGCGCUGCCCCGGGGCGCGACUGUGGCUCCUCCUCCUCCUCCUCCUCGUCGUCUUCCUCGUCGUCUUCCUCCUCCUCGCCGCCCUCCAAGCCGGAGCUGGUGCAGCCCUACUCGUCCGCCCUGAAGCCCAACCAGGUCGGGGAGACCUCCCUGUACGGGGUGCCCAUCGUGUCGCUGGUGAUCGACGGGCAGGAGCGCCUCUGCCUGGCGCAGAUCUCCAACACGCUGCUCAAGAGCUACAGCUACAAUGAGAUCCACAACCGGCGCGUGGCGCUGGGCAUCACCUGCGUGCAGUGCACCCCGGUGCAGCUGGAGAUCCUCCGCCGGGCCGGGGCCAUGCCCAUCUCCUCGCGCCGCUGCGGCAUGAUCACCAAGCGCGAGGCGGAGCGGCUCUGCAAGUCCUUCCUGGGCGAGCACCGCCCGCCCAAGCUGCCCGAGAACUUCGCCUUCGACGUGGCCCACGAGUGCGCCUGGGGCUCGCGGGGCAGCUUCAUCCCCGCCCGCUACAACAGCUCCCGCGCCAAGUGCAUCAAGUGCGGCUACUGCAGCCUCUACUUCAGCCCCAACAAGUUCAUCUUCCACUCCCACCGCCUCCCCGACGCCAAGUACACGCAGCCCGACGCCGCCAACUUCAACUCCUGGCGGAGGCACCUGCGGCUCAGCGACAAGGGCGCGGACGAGGAGCUGAGCCACGCGUGGGAGGACGUGAAGGCCAUGUUCAACGGCGGGACCCGGAAGCGCACGUUCUCCCUGCACGGGGGGGGCUCCUCCUCGCUCUCCAAGGGGCCCCCCGCCCCCUCCUCCGCCUCCGCCUCCGCCGACCUCCCUCCGGCCAGCAAGGCCCUCCGCUGCGCCCCGGAGCCGCCCGCCCUGGCCCUGCCCGCCGGGAGCGGCGCCCCGCACGGGGCCGGGCCCGCGCUCUCGGCCGUGCGCAGCUACCCGGUCAUCCCGGUGCCCAGCAAGGGCUUCGGCCUGCUCCAGAAGCUGCCCCCGCCGCUCUUCCCGCCGCCCUACGCCUUCCCCGCCUUCGGACUUUGCCCCAAGAAGCAGGACGAGGCCCUGGGGGGCGGCGGGGGCGCGGGCGGGGAGCCCGGCAAGGGGCUGCCCCCGGGGAUGUUCUGGGGGCCGCACCCGCCGCAGCAGCCCCCCCUGCAGCCCCCCAAGGAGGGCGGGGGCGGCGGCGGGGGCGGCGGCGCGGGGGGCGUCUACCCGCCCUUCCCGAUGUUCUGGCCCGCCUCGGGGAGCCUCCCGGUCCCGCCCUACCCGCAGCAACAGAGCCAAGCCAAGGCGGCCGCGGCCAGCGCCGUGGUGGUGGUGGCGGCGGCGGCGGCGGCGGCUGCGGCGGCGGCGGAGCCUCUGGGGCUGAGGGGGGAGCACCUGGGGGCGGACCCCCCCGCGGGAGGGGAGGGGCGGGGCGGGGGCACCCCGCACGAGGCCUCCUCCUCCUCCGCCUCCGCCAACGCCGGGCCCGAGGGCGAGCGCGCCUGCCCCAGCGCCCACGAGAGCCAGGAGCGCGCCUCCGCGGCGGCCGCGUCCGUGGAGGAGGCGCUGCUCCUGCCCCGCAAAGGGAGCUACCUCUCCGCCUUCCGGCCCGUGGUCAAGGACGCCGAGAGCAUCGCCAAGCUCUACGGGAGCGCCCGGGAGGCCUACGCGGGGGGCGGGGGGGCGGGCGGGGGCGCGCACCACCCCCCGCGGGGAUACCUCUCCCCGGACUUCCUCAGCGAGGAGGGCAGCGCCAGCUACCGCUCCCUCUCGCCGGGCAACGAGGCCCUGGACGCCGAGGAGGAGGAGGAGGAGGAGGAGGAGGAAGAGGAGCCCGACGUGGACGUGGAAGGGCACCGCUUCGCCGAGGAGGAGGAGGAGGAGGAGGGCGGCGAGGCGCGGGACCGGGAAGGAGAGGCCCCGGAGGAGGAGCGGGAGCCCACCCCCACGCCCGCAGCCCGGGCCCCCGAGGAGGAGGAGGAGAAGGGCGCCGCCGAGGCCGAGGCCGACGGGGGCGAAGAAGGGAGGCACAGCCGCGGAGGAGGAGGCUACGAGGUGUUCCCGCCCCCAGCCCGGGAGGACCCCCCUCCGGCCCUCAAAGCCAGCCUCGCUUUGCCGGUGGGACAAGGCGCCACCUACCUCCGCAGCCCCGACAGGAACGGUGAGGAGUCGCUCAGCAUUGACAUCAUCAGCGGGACCCAGCUGGGCGAGAAAGACUUCGGGAACAUGGCCAGAGAUGAGUUGCAAAAACUCCUCCUGGAGCAGAUGGAACUCAGGAAGAAACUGGAGCGGGAAUUCCAAAGCCUCAAAGACAAUUUCCAAGACCAGAUGAAGCGGGAGCUGGCCUACCGGGAGGAGAUGGUGCAGCAGCUGCAAAUUGUGCGGGAUACGCUGUGCAAUGAGCUGGACCAGGAGCGGAAGGCCCGCUAUGCCAUUCAACAGAAGCUUAAAGAGGCGCAUGAUGCGCUGCACCACUUCUCCUGUAAGAUGCUGACCCCGCGGCACUGCACCGGGACCUGCUCCUUCAAGCCCCCGCUGUUGCCCCAGUGAACGGAAGAUCCCAUCAGACUGACAUCUCCCCCUCUAAACGCCCGCCCGCCAGACCUGCCUGAACAGGAGGAGGAGGAAGGAGGAAAAGCGUCCUGUAAAUAAGCCAAACCAAGGGGGGAUCCAGAGUGAGACCUCUCCCCCCUCCUCCCCGGAGCCAGCCAUGUAAAUAAAGACAAAGGACCCUUUGGACUGGGAAUGGGGGCUCCAGGGGUCCCGAGUGGCGAUGUGCAAUGGAUAUAGAACCGUACUGUGAGUCCCCCCCCCUUUUUUUUGGUUUAUUUCAAUCUGGUUAUUUAUUUAUCUGGUUAUUUAUUUAUUUAUUUAUGGAAGGGUUUCUUUUUUCUGUAUAUUAACUGGCCCCGCUCCUUCCUUGUAAACUGUGGAUGUCGAACAGCACUUUAAAACGGGAAAGAAGAGCAGGAUCCUCGAAGGGGGCAAAGGAGCUCCCAUAAGGCGGAAGGACAGUCCCACCCCCUCCAUCCAUCCACCCAACCAUCCACCCCCCCCCCCCUUCACCUUUGUGGUCGUUGUUCCUGGAGAGAGAAAAACCCUCCUUCUGUCAAGUGACUGACCUCCUCAUUUGGCUUUCCUGGUUUUGCUUUCCUAUUUGUUCUUCUUUAAUAAAAAGCUGACUUUUAAACAAAACCCAAGGCAGUGAAAGGGCCAUCCCCAUCAGGCGCACAAUCUGCAGGGAAGUGAUUUCUGGUGGAAGCGGAUAGAGACCAGGCAGAAACGAUUCUCAGAGAAACCUGAACACCUCCCUUGCAGACAUCAUGUCAACAAUAUUGAACAAUGACAGUUCGCACAGGUUGAAUAUCCAGGAAACAAAAAUAAUGACCACAGAUCACUUAGGGUGAUUGUAAAUGAGAGGAUGAAGCCACCUGAACUAGUUUCUAUGCUUGGCGUAGUCAUUAAUGAAGAAUGGAGACGGCAGUCAAGAAAGGAGAAGAGAACUUGGAAGGAGGCAAGAUCCCAAGUGUCAAGAUAAGACAUUUAGGAAGGUCCAAGCCAGCUGAUUUCCCAUUUCUGUGUACAGUUGUGAAAGCUGGGCAGUGAAGAAAGAGAAAAGGAAGAAAAUCAACUCGUUUGAAAUAUGUUGCUGGAGAAGUGCUGGAGAAGAUGCCACAAAUGUCAAAAAGACAGAUCAGUGGGUCUCAGAACAAACCCAGUCCAAACUCCCCACAGAAGCCAAGAUGCUGAAACUGAGACUAGUGUAUUAUGGCCACAUCAUGCCAAGAUAGGUCUCCCUAGAAAAGACAGUGAUGCAUGGGAAGGGAGAAGGAAAAGUGGAAGUAGCAGCCUUGAAUCUGCGAGACCCCAGGAUGGAUCUCUCUCAUUCACAGGAUCUCUGAGAAUCAAAAUCGACUUGACAGGAAUUAACAACAACAAUUGAUUUUUGUCGACCAAACUCCUUCAGAUUAAGAAUCAGAUAUGGGCCCUGGUCUGUCAGGAGGCACCUUGUUUUCUACCAAUGUUGGGUUGCAAGUCCAUUUACCUGCCGUUAGAGGUGGGUACACCGCCACAAAAUACAUAGUUUUGAAUGCACAAGGUGUGUUGUUUUUCCUCCCCCAGAAAUUGCCCUUUUGGGGUGUGGGUUGAGAACAUGCAGUCCUAAAUAACAACAACAACAAUUCUCCUUUUGGCUCAAUAUGGGAUACAACAUC
This is a messenger RNA of Anolis carolinensis (green anole), 4602 nucleotides long. RefSeq names its product SKI family transcriptional corepressor 1 (gene skor1). NCBI's taxonomy places the organism in Eukaryota, Metazoa, Chordata, Lepidosauria, Squamata, Anolidae. Gene Ontology annotation, cellular component: nucleus; transcription regulator complex. Bases 194 to 2938 code for a protein of 914 amino acids. The record is from RefSeq and is a predicted model, not a curated record. Gene Ontology annotation, molecular function: RNA polymerase II cis-regulatory region sequence-specific DNA binding; SMAD binding; DNA-binding transcription factor activity, RNA polymerase II-specific. Gene Ontology annotation, biological process: negative regulation of transcription by RNA polymerase II; negative regulation of BMP signaling pathway. The transcript has 8 exons.